Messenger RNA from Metarhizium brunneum ARSEF 3297, 1308 nucleotides. RefSeq lists its product as uncharacterized. The record is from RefSeq and is a predicted model, not a curated record. NCBI's taxonomy places the organism in Eukaryota, Fungi, Ascomycota, Sordariomycetes, Hypocreales, Clavicipitaceae.
AUGGCGACAUCCGAGGGCCUGGAGCCCCCUCCAGAGAUGGGCAAGACAGACCCCGGGGCACAUCAACUAUCUGAGCCAGAGUCUUCAGAUUCAGACGAUCAGUUCACAGAUGCUCAGUCUGGGACCGCAACACCACAUGCAACUUCUCCGAUGCCGAAACCACGAGCUGAGAAUGCCGAUUCAAGCUGCUCUCCCGCCAAAAUUCCAGCCGCAGAGAGAAAAGAGAAAGGGGAAGCCGAUGCACAAUCAGAAGAAAUUGCCCAGCAAGAUGAUCCUAAGACCGAAAUACAGACCGAGAUAUCUAAACAGGAAGUACCUGUUACCGUGUUGGCGCCAGUUGACUCGGCUGAUGCCCCGGAGCGCUUUUCAAGUACCGAUGCCAAGCCAGACGUUGUAUUAGAGAUAGCAGCGGAUGAUGAACAUGCUGAGCAUGGAGGCGAUGAGAACGCGGACGAAGAGGAGGGGGAUGGCUUCGGGGAUGAUUUUGAUGACUUCGAAGAAGGAGGACAAGAUAAUGAUUUUGAUGAUUUCGAGGACGGCUUUCAACAACCACAAGCAACAGCAGCGGCUACACAAGCUCCGCCCACAGUUCAGCCAUCCACACUACCAUUUUCGAUACCCGAUUUCGACGGAUUAGGGCCGGAUGAAGUAAUGUCGACAGCCGAGCCAUGCUUGGACAGCCUGUUUCCCCCCCAAGAGCUAGUCUUCCCUCCUCCGCAGACACUCCCUCAAGAGUCAUCCAUAUUCCUCACUCCAAGAUCGGCCUCACUCUGGUCUCAGCUGGUCGCUCCUCCCCCUCUUGCGCCACCUGACUGGAUUCGGUCUCGCACCCGCCGUCUCUUCCUUGUCUCACUAGGUGUGCCCGUAGACUUGGAUGAAAUUCUUCCAGCAUCCAAGCAGAAGAAGCUGGUUCUUCCUUCUCUCAAGAUACGGGCCUCGUCACCUAGGAGGUCGAGCGAUUCAAGGUCCGCAUCCAGGCUACAACAGAGCGAGGGAAAUGCUUCGUCAACAUCGGUAGAUACGCAGGGCAAGCCCAGGGGCUCCAAAAAGAGGAAAGGACCACCUCCCCAGCCUGAGCUGGAUUUGGUUGCCGCCCGAUACCUCUGCAUGACCACGGACGAGGCGCUGGAUGGCAUGACGAAUGAAGAAUUGAAGGCCCAUGUUUCUAAACUAGAAGCCAUGGAGGGAACAGCCAACGAAAUCCUGGAAUACUGGAAGAAACGAACAGACGAGAAGAUAGGCGAUAGGGAAGCGUUUGAAGGAGUGAUAGAAAACUUGGUCAAGCAUGCACGGAAAGUGAGGAAAUAA